This is a messenger RNA of Nanorana parkeri, 335 nucleotides long. RefSeq names its product ras-related protein Rab-10. The transcript is spliced from 3 exons. The record is from RefSeq and is a predicted model, not a curated record. NCBI's taxonomy places the organism in Eukaryota, Metazoa, Chordata, Amphibia, Anura, Dicroglossidae. Gene Ontology annotation, molecular function: GTP binding; GTPase activity. Gene Ontology annotation, cellular component: insulin-responsive compartment; Golgi apparatus; recycling endosome. Bases 54 to 335 code for a protein of 93 amino acids. Gene Ontology annotation, biological process: cellular response to insulin stimulus.
CAGCCGGACAGGAGCGAUUCCACACCAUUACCACCUCCUAUUACAGAGGGGCCAUGGGAAUCAUGCUGGUCUACGAUAUCACAAAUGCCAAAAGCUUUGAGAACAUCAGCAAGUGGCUCAGAAAUAUUGAUGAGCAUGCCAAUGAAGAUGUGGAGCGGAUGCUGCUAGGAAACAAGUGUGACAUGGAGGACAAGAGGGUGGUGCCCAAAGCAAAGGGAGAGCAGAUUGCUCGGGAGCACGGAAUUAGGUUUUUUGAGACUAGCGCAAAAGCAAACGUAAACAUCGAGAAGGCGUUCCUCACGUUAGCAGAAGACAUACUUCGAAAGGUAAGAUGA